AUGUUGACGCUAAAUUGUGGAAUGUACAUUCCUCCGAUCGGGUUCGGAACGUACAAAAUCAGCGGAAGAGAAGGAGUUGCAACGAUUAAGGCGGCCAUCGACAUCGGAUAUCGCCUGUUCGAUACCGCAUUCGUUUAUGGCAACGAACAAGUUCUUGGCCAAGCAUUUCGCGAACAAAUUUCCGAGGGCAAAGUGAAACGGGAAGAUCUUUUUGUGGUUUCCAAACUUGGCCCGGCGUACCAUCGGCCAGCGCGGGUCGAACAGGGAUGUCUGCUCUCCUUGGAACGUCUGGAGUUAGAUUAUAUAGAUCUGUACCUGAUGCAUACACCGGUGGCGAUAAAGGAUUUGGGUGAUGGAAACGACCGUUCGGAGAUUGAUGACGAAGUGACACCGGUGGAAACCUGGAAGGCGCUCGAAGAGUGCCAACGGAAGGGAUUAGUGCGAUCGAUUGGAGUUUCUAAUUUCAACGGGAAACAGUUGAAGGAAAUCAUUGCAGUGGGGAACAUCAGACCUGUGGUCAAUCAGGUAGAAUAUUCGGUUGGAUUCCAUCAAGCGGAAUUGCGGAAGAUUUGCGAACAAGAGGAAGUACUGGUUAUGGCUUAUAGCCCACUGGGUAAACCGAAACCGGGAAAGGAGCACAACUUUUUGGAUUCACCUGGUUUGAAAGAGAUGACCGUGAAGUACGGAAAGUCUCCGGCGCAAAUUUCCCUCAGAUAUUUGAUUGAAAGAGGCACCAUUCCAAUUCCAAAGUCUUCAAAUGCGGAUCGAAUGAAGGAAAAUUUAGAUGUUCUCAACUUUAGACUCGAAAAAUGCCAUCUUGAAGUACUGGAAUCGCUGGUAAAACAGAGGCGAUCAAUGCAUUUGGAUUGGUUGAAAACAUCCAAAUAUUAUCCGUAUUGAAUCAUGAUAAUCUUCUUCAGUCCAAAUAUUCAAAACUUGUACUACAUUUACUUAAAAUAUAAAAACCCACCGAUUGUGCAACGUAAAUUAUAUGUGUAACUCGCUGUAUACUGAUUCUGUGCUAUACUCAACAACAAUAAAAACAGUAGUUCAUAUGCCUCUACCAUGGCAGGACGGCCAAACAAUCAGUGUUCUUUCAUUUCAAUUUA
Molecule: messenger RNA, 1109 nt
Organism: Ochlerotatus camptorhynchus
Lineage: Eukaryota; Metazoa; Arthropoda; Insecta; Diptera; Culicidae
Product: 1,5-anhydro-D-fructose reductase-like
Exons: 2
Coding region: 1-900 (299 amino acids)
Cellular component (GO): cytosol
Molecular function (GO): aldose reductase (NADPH) activity
Source: RefSeq, a predicted model, not a curated record